This is a messenger RNA of Volvox carteri f. nagariensis, 1206 nucleotides long. RefSeq lists its product as uncharacterized. Bases 1 to 1206 code for a protein of 401 amino acids. The transcript is spliced from 7 exons. Gene Ontology annotation, biological process: RNA methylation. Gene Ontology annotation, molecular function: methyltransferase activity. NCBI's taxonomy places the organism in Eukaryota, Viridiplantae, Chlorophyta, Chlorophyceae, Chlamydomonadales, Volvocaceae. The record is from RefSeq and is a predicted model, not a curated record.
AUGGCUGAGCAGCUCAACCUAUUUCCCCUACCUCCCGCCCGCCCAGGUAUCCUGAGAGGCGAGAUGAUGCUUCAGGCGCUGCCCAGCAUCGUGGCUGCAAUGGUUCUUUCCCCCCCUCCAGGCUCCACGGUGUUGGACAUGUGCGCCGCUCCAGGGGGGAAGACCACACUGCUGGCCCAGAUAAUGGGGGGGCAGGGAAAGGUGGUGGCAAUAGAUUGUACGGCAGCCAAGGUAUCCGAAAUUAAGUCACUGGCAGCAGACAUGGACGUGGGGGGAUGUGUGGAGGUGUAUCAGGGAGAUGCCGUACAUGCCGUACAGGCUGCAGUCCAAGUUCGGAAAGAAGGAGCAGGCGAAGGCGGAGGCCAAUUAUUUACCCCCGUUGCGCCGGAACAGGAGGAGCAUGGGGGAAACAUCUGCGAAGCUGGCGAUGAGGGGGAAGCGGUCGGCACAGGAGAAGAAGGUUCCACUGGUCCACAAGUCAAAGUUAAAGUCAAAGUCAAAACAUACGGAGAAGGAGAGCAGCAAGCUCCUUUCGGUCCCCCUCCCUACCCGCCGGGUACCUUCGAUUACAUCCUCCUCGACCCGCCGUGCUCCGCUUUGGGGUUACGACCCCGGCUGUUGCACGCCUGGAGCUUAAAACAGUUGGUGUACUGCACGUGUACGAUAAACCCAGAUGAGAAUGAGGCCAACGUGGCAUGGGCUCUGGACAGGUUUUCGGGUUCCCUGGAGUUGCUCCCCGCGGAUCCGCUGUUGGGCCUUACGGGCCUUACGGGGGCCGACCCAGAGUCGGGAAACCGGUGGUUGUCCGAGCGGGAGGCGGCGCUGGUGCAGCGGUUCGACCCCGGGUGGUUGCAGGGGAGCAGGAGGAGGAGGAUGGCGCAGUCGCCGAUGCCACCAGAUGGCGAGAUGGGGGAGACGAGGCCCGCGGAAGCGUUACAGCUGCAACCGCAACAGCCCGGGAAGGAGGAGGAGGAGGAGGCGGGAGGGGGGAAGGGGCGGCAUAUCAGCAGUGGUGGUGAAGAGCGGGGGAGGGGAGGGGAUCAUGCAGAUCACGGAGGUGGAGGCGGAGGAGGAGGGGAAGCAGCAGGAGGAGGAGGCCCAACCGGACUACGAGAGGAGGAGGAGGAGGAGGAGGAGGAAGGGGCGGAUGACGUUAUGGGGUUCUUCAUCGCCAGGUUUCGGAAGACAGCGGCGGCGCCCACAUAG